Messenger RNA from Staurois parvus, 321 nucleotides. The record is from the annotation of a GenBank genome assembly. Lineage: Eukaryota; Metazoa; Chordata; Amphibia; Anura; Ranidae.
CAAGAAUCACCCAUGUCAAACCUGAAAUUGUCUCUGGAAUGACCAGUAUAAUAAUCCACAGGGAUGGUGGGAACCCCUCAUAAUGGGCACAACGGGGUGUACAGACCCGGGAACUCAGCACAGGGAUGGUGGGAACCCCUCAUAAUGGGCACAACGGGGUGUACAGACCCGGGAACUCAGCACAGGAUGGUGGGAACCCCUCAUAAUGGGCACAGCGGGUGUACAGACCCAGGAAACUCAGCACAGGGAUGGUGGAAACCCCUCAUAAUGGGCACAGCGGGUGUACAGACCCAGGAACUCAGCACAGGGAUGGUGGGAACC